UUCCGUAUUCAUUUUGUAUUUUACCUUUCAGAACCUGCUGUCGGCAAAACGCUUAAAAGGAUGAUAAAUUGGACUAAAAAUACAAAGCUACGUAAUUACAUCGAAGGAAAAAGAAAAAUAGAUAAUUUUUGCUAAAAUUUAACUUAUUAUUAGCUUUUAGUUUUCAUUCUAUCCCCAAGAUGCAUCGAAGAGGCCAUGGAAUAGGAGCAAUUAAUAAAAAGACGUUAGCACAGGCUAAGUAUAAAGACAAAGGAACCGAAAUAGCUGCAGACCAAUUGAGUCAGAUGGCAAAACAAAUGGAGUCCUUCAAAGGGUAUUUGGAAGACUUUGCUGCUAAGCACAAAGAUCAGAUUAAAAAAGAUGCUGAAUUCAGAGUAGCUUUUCAGGAGAUGUGUUCCACAAUAGGAGUAGAUCCUUUAGCCUCAAGUAAAGGUUUUUGGGCAGAAAUGCUAGGUGUAGGCGACUUUUACUAUGAAUUGGGAGUACAAGUUAUAGAAGUUUGUAUAGCAACAAGUCACAGAAAUGGAGGAUUAAUAGACAUAGAAGAAUUAAGGAGUAGAUUGUUAGCCUCUAGAGGAAAGAAAAGUCAAGAUAUAUCUGUAGAUGAUUUACUGAGAGCAAUAAAGAAACUGAAAGUUUUAGGAAAUGGAUUCACUGUAUUACCAAUAGGUACAACCUACCUCGUUCAAAGUAUUCCAGGAGAACUAAGCAUGGAUCAUACAGCAGUUUUACAACAAGCAGAGUCUAAUGGUUUUAUUACGAAGACUGAAUUGAUGUCCCAGCUAAAGUGGGAGGAUGAAAGAGCUAGCAGAGCUUUGAAUUUCAUGGUAAAAGAAGGACUAGCUUGGGUAGAUGAUCAAGGAAAAGAAAGGCAAUUUUGGUUUCCAAGUUUUUUCCCAUACUUGAAAUCUGCAAACAACUGUUAGUGCAAUUUGUUUUAAGUGUAUAGAAUUUUAUGUAUUAUUACGUUUUAAUGAAAUAUAAAUUAUAGAUGAAA
Mytilus trossulus (common blue mussel) is the source of this 997-nucleotide messenger RNA. RefSeq names its product vacuolar-sorting protein SNF8-like. The transcript is spliced from 8 exons. NCBI's taxonomy places the organism in Eukaryota, Metazoa, Mollusca, Bivalvia, Mytilida, Mytilidae. Gene Ontology annotation, biological process: protein transport to vacuole involved in ubiquitin-dependent protein catabolic process via the multivesicular body sorting pathway. The record is from RefSeq and is a predicted model, not a curated record. Bases 180 to 926 code for a protein of 248 amino acids. Gene Ontology annotation, cellular component: ESCRT II complex.